CUAAUAUUUAACCUCGAGAUCCACUCAUAAAUUGAAGAAAAAAAAAAAGAAAAAAUUCAUGUGGAAAGACAUACUUUCUCUGCAACUCGCCUGGCGUCUCCGGCCGCACCAAUAUAGAUAUAGAUAAUACGUACUCUUUAGGGUUUGGAGUCUAGUCUACUCUAGUCCCUUGCCUCUUUCAAAUUCUCUAGCGUCUGGGAUUAAAAAAAUGGCUAAUCAGCUGCACGGUUACAACUCCGUCUACGGCGCGGCACCUGCCACUGCCACUGCCACUGCCGCUCCAACUCUUUCCACCACAUACUCGUCUUCCCGUUCCCUCUCCGACAUCGUCUCCGGCCGUUAUCUUCUGCCAGACUCGCUGUCCUCCAGUCUCUCCAUAAAGCACUCUGUAACUGAUCGUGCCUCCAUGUUUUCGACCCAGAAAGAAGCCCUUAUGUUAUCGGCUGCCGAUAUUGUCCCAAGAACGUCGCAUUUGGUCUCUUCAUUCUCUUGGCCGGGUUCUGAUGUUGCUGUUGCGCUUGACUCUGUUGUUUCUGGCAUCAAACGUUCUUCUGACGAAAACAUCACCGAUGGGAUACUGAUAUGUUAUAAUUCUUUUUACUGCUUUCGCCACCAAAUGGCAUUCGAGAUCGUGGGGCUUUGUUUUGGCUUCAGUGCUUCGAUUCGUGGUGUUCGCUGUCUUUUUCGUAUAUUGCUCUACGAUCAGACUGUUUUGGGUUCCUAUAACACUUUGGGGCAAAGUGAAGCCUGGUAUUCUUCAAAUUCUUUAGCCAAGCGUCCUAGAUUUGAAAGUACAAGCAAUUUGCCUGUAUAUCCACAGAGGCCAGGAGAGAAGGACUGUGCCCACUAUAUGCUCACAAGAACCUGUAAAUUUGGGGAUAGCUGCAAGUUUGACCAUCCUAUUUGGGUUCCUGAAGGUGGAAUCCCAGAUUGGAAAGAGGUCCCACAAAUAGCUAAUGGUGAAGAUCUUCCAGAAAGACUUGGGGAGCCAGAUUGUCCAUACUUUUUGAAAACUCAAAGAUGUAAAUUUGGUUCAAGGUGCAAGUUCAAUCACCCUAAAGAUAGGUCUGAUUCUGUGGGUGCUGAGAAAUCUGAUGCGUUGACAUUACCUGAGAGACCAUCUGAGCCACUGUGUGCAUUCUAUGUUAAGACUGGAAAUUGCAAAUUUAGUGUCAACUGCAAGUUCCAUCACCCAAAAGAUAUCCAAACUUUAUCAGGGGAAGAAAAUGGAAAUAGUGAACAAACUUUGAUGGCUAAGACAGAAGAGAGAAUUGGGGACUUCAAGCUUGUUAAGCCUCCUGUUUCAUUUUCUCCAGCCCUAAUACACAAUUCUAAAGGACUUCCAAUUAGACCGGGUGAGGUGGAUUGUCCAUUCUACUUGAAAACUGGCAGUUGCAAGUAUGGUACCACUUGCCGCUACAACCACCCUGACAGAAAUGCAAUCAAUCCAUCUACUCCUGCAAUGGUUCAUCCUGCUAUGGUCUCAGCUGCUAAUAUGAAUACCGGAAUUGUUAAUCCUUCUAAUGCUAUUUAUCAAGCUGUUGACCCCAGAUUGAUUCAGCCAUUGUUGGGAUCUAGCUCAAGUAUUUACCCUCAACGACCCGGGCAGAUAGAAUGUGACUUUUAUAUGAAGACUGGGGACUGUAAAUUUGGGGAACGCUGCAAAUUUCAUCAUCCUAUAGAUCGGUCAGCACCAAAGCAGGGUGCUCAACAGACUGUGAAACUAACACUAGCAGGACUACCGAGGAGAGAGGGAUCUGCUUAGCAUCUUAACAAAAAAGAACCAACCUGAAUUAAGGAUACCUGAUGGAACAUGAAUGAAGAGUCUUCCUCCAGUCGUAGGCCAAACAACACAUCUUAUCCGCCACCUUGAAGAAACACGAAUUUUUGAAAGCUUCAUUACUCCAGAAGUGUCUUGACCACUUUUGACAAAGAAACUGGAUGUUGGGAGUUUUAGAAGGGCAGAAAUAUUCUCCACAAACCACAGGAGCUGUGAUGUAGAUAAAGAUAUAUGCUUCUUGGCUUCCACGUCUUCUAUGAUGAAGUUUGCUUCUUGUAGGUGAGCACAGAAAUGGACUUCGUUUAUCCUGCAGCUAAUAACUUCCAAAGAAGAGUUAAUCGGCAGAGCUGGGGAAGUGGAGUUAAGGAUCUUGGGUAAGGAGGUUGGGAGGGGGUUUAUCUUGGCCAUGAAGAUCGAGUGUGGAGGAAGGCAAGAGGACAGAAGGAGGGUAGAAUUCUUCGUUGGUUGGUUGUAUGGAAGUUGUUUUAAUAGAAUUAUUGUGGUCGUGUCGACUGAAAUUGAGUUGACUCACUCUAAUGGCCCACUUGCGAUUGUUAGUGUUGCAACGUUAUUAUGUUGCAAAAAUAAUAUAAAACAUAGUAGAUUAGUUGUUUGUUUUCCUCGUCGACGUCUGAUACUUCCCAUCUUUCACAAUCUUCACUGUCUUUCUCAAUCUAUGUCGGCCAGGAAGUCUUUAAAUCUGAAUCUUCUUCCAUUUGAAAUCAACCUUUUAAAAGGUCUUCAAUGACGACUUCGAAGUUGAUUACUUGCAUCUUCUACACGGUGGUGGUGUUAUUACAAUUAUCAUUUGAUCCUGAUUUCUUUGAUCCGACUGUGAUUAAAUUAUGUUCUAUAGAAACAAAGCUUCUGAGUUAUUGCCUGGAACAGAGCCCAUGAUUUUCCCCUGGGAUGUGCCUUUCUCCGGUUAUGGGGGAUUUCAUCGUUGAGUAUGUGAAGAAUAUGAACGAAAGGAUUAAUUAUCACAAGACUCGACUUUUUUAGUUUGCAAGUGAUUUAUCUGUUGAGUCUUCUUAUUAUCUUGUGGAGUUUAUUUUCACCGACCAAAUGAGUAUGCAAUUGUGAGCAAUUUUAUAGGUGAACCAAUGAGCAUCUAAAACAAUCGAAUAACU
Benincasa hispida (wax gourd) is the source of this 2910-nucleotide messenger RNA. The record is from RefSeq and is a predicted model, not a curated record. NCBI's taxonomy places the organism in Eukaryota, Viridiplantae, Streptophyta, Magnoliopsida, Cucurbitales, Cucurbitaceae.